AUCAGUACAUAGAAUCACAUCGGACGCGAAACGCUAAAUGCAGGACAGUUACAUCCGCUUUUCCUCUCAAUAGUUCGAAAACUUUCCAAGCAGAGAUUUCAGUUUGUCCGUUCAAUCUAACUGCAAGUGCAUUGCAUCGCACCGAUGAAAGAAUAGUUGCUGAUACGCGCUUGUAUAGCAGGCAUUCAGUUAUAAUUAUAUUUUUCUAGAUUUGAUCGCGCUUCGUUUUACAAAUAUGUAAUGUAAAAUAAAUAUGACACAGAAAACAAUUACUAAAAGUUGAGAAAGCUAAGCAAGGGAAGAAUUUAGAAGCGGAAAUGAAAAUAAAAUUUCCUGAUUAUGCCAUCUGACGAAGAAAACAAGAAUUAUUUGCGUGUGAUAAGACAUCUGAAAUAAAUGUCCCAUACCUCUGCGCAUCUAGAGUUCAUACCUUAAUUAGUUUAUAGCACUGGAGCAAUCGCAUAUAAGCCGCCUUGCGCGUACAGCAGAAAUUUAUGUUUGCUUUACAGAGCACUUACCAGAAUGGAUCCACGACAGCGUCUCUUUUUGAUUGCAUUAACACUAUUAGUACUGGCAACACGCAGUUAUGGCAUCACGCGACCAAUAAAAAUCGGUGCAAUCUUUCACAAAGGCGAUGAAGAUCAUAUGUCCGCGUUUCUAAAAGCAAUAUCCGAGACAAGAUACGAACAUCUUGCACCCGUGUUCGAAUUCAUCCCUCUUAUCAAGUAUAUAGAUGAUGAUACUGACAGCUUUAAGACUGGACAAAUUACUUGCGAACUUUUGGAAGAAGGCGUGGCAGCUAUUUUCGGGCCUGCAAGCCCGCAUACUCGCGGAAUAGUCGCGAGCAUUGCCGCGCGAUAUGAGAUACCGCAUAUCGAAUAUGUUUGGCGGGAAAAAGAGACAGUACAAGCGGAAAUGGAAGAAAAUAAAAUUUCCUCAAUGACCAUAAAUGUGUACCCAGACAGCGAGAUGGUCAGUCAGGCUAUCGCCGACGUUGUUGACUCGAUGAAAUGGCAUCGCUCCGUGGCGAUUUAUGAAAACAAUGAAGGACUGUCACGCAUUCAAAAAGCUUUGUCGGUGAAACAACAAAAGGAUAAUUCUAUUAGCAAUUCCAUCAUAAUUCGACAACUGGACGAUGGAAAACAGUAUCGUCCGAUGCUCAAAGAGAUACGCAACUCGUCUAUUUUCAAUGUCAUCAUUGAUGCCAAAGACCCGGAAAAGAUUAAUGAUGUUCUCGAGCAGGCGAAAGAAAUCAAACUGCUUGGAAAUUAUAGCAAUUUCGUUAUAACAUAUUUGGAUGCAUCAAAACUACGUAUCCCCGAGAUACAAAAUGGCACUUCUGCCAAUAUCACCGGAUUCAACAUAAAACAAAAUGAUGUAGAAAAUAUUACCUUGAUAGAGUCGGCGAUUCUCUAUGAAGCAGUAUUCUUGCUGAAUAAAGCGAUAGAGACAUUAAAUUCGAGAAACACUGAUAACGAUGAACCUAUAAGAAUUGAUCCUGUACCACUCUCUUGCGAGCAAAAUCAAAAAUAUCAAGCGGGACCCAAUAUUACGAGCAUUAUGCGAGAGUUAUCAAAGAUGGGGAAGGUAACAGGCGUCAUGAAUAUUGAUGAAUACGGCCGUCGACGGAACUUUAACAUUACGAUACUGGAUUUUCGACCGGAUAUGAUUCCAAUUGGUUAUUGGGAUUCUAAUGGUCUACAUCCUGUACAAACGGAGAAGGACCGCGAAAGCUAUUUAUAUAAAAGCAUCCAAGAUAAGACGUUCAUAAUUAGCACCAGAGUAGGUGCACCCUACGUAAUGGAAGUCACUGAUGGACAACAACGAGGAUAUUUGAUCGAUCACAAAUAUUACGAAGGCUAUUGCAUUGAUUUAAUCGCCGCUAUUGCAGAGCAGCUAGGAUUUAAAUACCAAUACGAGCUCGUGCCUGGACCAUAUAAUGGUCUAAUUAAACGCCUUGUGGAUCGUAAAUCUGAUCUUGCGAUUUGUGAUUUAACAAUAACACGUGAACGUAUGAAUAUUGUGGAUUUUAGCCUGCCGUUUAUGAAUCUCGGUAUAAGUAUUUUAUUUAGUAAACCAGAAGAAAAGAGACCAGAAUUGUUCUCCUUCCUAUCACCUCUCAGUACCGAUGUAUGGAUAUAUAUGGCGACAGCUUAUCUCGGCGUAUCAAUAAUGUUAUUUCUUCAAGCAAGGAUGGCACCUGGUGAAUGGGACAAUCCGCAUCCAUGUAAUGCCGAUCCUGAAGAAUUGGAAAACAAUUUCGAUUUAAAAAAUUCAUUGUGGCUCACCAUUGGCUCACUCAUGCAACAAGGUUGCGACAUUUUACCAAAAGCGCCGUCUAUACGCAUGCUAGCAAGUAUGUGGUGGUUCUUCACAUUGAUAAUGAUAUCGUCUUAUACCGCGAAUUUGGCAGCAUUUUUGACCGCGGAGAAGAUGGACGCGCCUAUUAAAGGUGUCGAGGAUUUAGCAGGACAAACAAAAAUUAAAUACGGCGCUGUCGGCGGUGGUGCUACAGUAGCCUUCUUCAGAGAUUCAAAUUCUACCUUAUAUAAACGUAUGUAUGCAACAAUGAAUGAAGUGCGACCAAGCGUUUUUGUCAAGGACAAUAAAGAAGGUGUCGAACGAGUUUUGAAUAGUAAAAGAACAUACGCUUUUCUCAUGGAGAGUACUUCCAUUGAAUAUGAAACGGAAAGAAAAUGCAAAAUUGAACAAAUUGGGACACUGCUCGACAACAAGGGAUAUGGUAUAGCUUUACCGCGCAAUUCAGAAUACAGAAUACCGAUAAAUGGUGUGAUUUUGAAGCUAGGUGAGAAAGGUGAAUUGCAAAAGCUUAAAAAACGUUGGUGGCAAGAAAAUGGUGGCGGACAGUGCAAAAAAGAUGAAGAAGUUAAAAGUGCUACCAGCGAGUUAGGAAUAGCCAACGUUGGAGGCGUUUUUCUUGUUUUAGGGGUCGGAUGCGUUGCCUCAUUAAUUGUUGCUAUUUUUGAAUUCCUUUGGAAUAUACGCAAAGUCGCUGUGAGAGAAAAAAUAACGCCUAAAGAAGCGCUAAUAGCCGAACUAAAAUUCGCGGUGAAUAUUUGGGCAACGAAAAAACCCGUUAAAAUCGCUAAGAGCAGUGGCGCAAGUUCUUUGGAAGGUGGACUUGGUAGAGCUGCAUCUACGGCUCGUUCUAUCGUUGGUUCCUUUUUACGUCUUGAUAUGCUCGACAAAUUUGAUAAAGAUCAUAACACGAAUAACCGUAGCAAUGAUCGUAAGAUUAAUUAAUUUUUAUUAGACUUACUAAUUAAUUAUUAUCAGAAUUAAAUUAUAUUUUCAAAAUUCUGCACAAAGAGAUAUUUAAAUAAUAAAAAAAUUGUAUAAUUAAUGGAUAUAAUAAAUGUAUAUAGAUCAAA
Molecule: messenger RNA, 3392 nt
Organism: Cataglyphis hispanica
Lineage: Eukaryota; Metazoa; Arthropoda; Insecta; Hymenoptera; Formicidae
Product: glutamate receptor ionotropic, kainate 2-like
Exons: 17
Coding region: 523-3264 (913 amino acids)
Biological process (GO): synaptic transmission, glutamatergic; modulation of chemical synaptic transmission; monoatomic ion transport
Cellular component (GO): plasma membrane; postsynaptic membrane
Molecular function (GO): glutamate-gated receptor activity; transmitter-gated monoatomic ion channel activity involved in regulation of postsynaptic membrane potential
Source: RefSeq, a predicted model, not a curated record